AUGGAUGUUGUCUCUUGUAUGAGGAACGAAAAUCUGCACGGCAAUUGGAGAAUCAUCCCUAUUAUCUUGGAGAUCAGGAGACUCUCUUCAUGGUUCACCUCGGUCAAAUGGGAAUGGGUAUCUCGCCAAGCAAAUCAAGCUGCGCAUGCUGCUGCAGCUCUGUCAAAUAUGAGGGUGCGAACUUUGCGUUGGGCCUCACAGCCUCCUCCCUCUAUGGUUCGGGCAUUGGCUAAGGACGGUUUGCCAUGCCCCCCUAGUAAUUAG
Molecule: messenger RNA, 264 nt
Organism: Prunus armeniaca (apricot)
Lineage: Eukaryota; Viridiplantae; Streptophyta; Magnoliopsida; Rosales; Rosaceae
Source: the annotation of a GenBank genome assembly